CGGAAGCAGGCGCUACCAUUUUGAAACACGACACUGCUUAGCGCCACAAUGGACAAGAGCAACACGGUGAAGCUCUUCGUGGGCAACCUGGCUCUGGACACCACCCAGGAGGAGCUGUCGGCCAUCUUUGAGUCGUAUGGCCAGGUGGUCAGCUGCAGCGUUCUCCGACAGUUCGCCUUCGUACACCUACAGGGCGAGGGGGCUGCAGAGCGGGCCAUCAGUGAGCUGAACGGCAGGGAGUUCCGGGGGAGGAACCUGGUGGUGGAGGAGUCCCGGGGCAGACCGCUCCACUCCACCAAGGUGUUUGUGGGCAACCUGUCGGGCAUGUGCACCACUGAGGAUCUCCAGGAGCUCUUCCAGACCUUCGGCAAAGUACUGGAGUGCGACAAGGUCAAAGCCAGGCUCUCCUCUUCUGCAGGAUACGCCUUUGUGCACAUGGAGAAUAAGGAGGAGGCUCUACAGGCCAUCGAGGCCCUCCACGGCACCUCCUUCAAGGGACGCCCUCUCUCCGUGGAGCUCUCCAAGGUACAGCCUUCUAAGCAAACCCCCACUGGGAAGAUCCCUUGUGUGAGCUGUGGGAAGCAGGGCCACUACGCUGGGGAGUGCCCUGUAGGGAAGCCCUCUCUGGAACAGUACCAGAGCCAGGCAGCCGUGUUAGCUGCAGCCGCCGCCGCCGCAGCCGGCCUCCCCCUUCAGGUCCAGCAGAGUGUCCACAACUCUGUCUACAACACCUCAACCUUUGACCCCACAUACGCUGCGCUGACGGGCCACACCACCGGCACGCGGACGGACGGCAACCCCGUCAACCAGGCAGUGUACGGUGCCCUGGCGACGCAGGUGUACGGCGCCAACGUGGCCAAUCAGCUCUACGGAGUCCAGGCAGCAAAUCAGGCGGCAGCGUUGACGCAGGCGGGCGCCACGCAGGUGUAUGCCAGGUCCAUGAACCCCAGCCACGCCGCCCUCUACAGUCAGCUCAGUCAGAUCGCUGCCAGCCCCGCCGCUGCCUACUCCACACCCGUCUACGCGCAUGCCAUGGCCAACCACCACCACCACCCAGGGGCCGUCUACCUGGCAGCCCCUGGCGUAGAGAUGCCUACGACCGCUGCUGCCAUCAACCAGGCCUAUGCCUUGGCACCGGCGCUCUAUGGGGGUGCCCAGCAUGCCUACGGUCACAUGGGGAUGGGAGCCAUGAGCGUGUCGGCGGACCCGUCGGCUGCCAUUUUUGAGGCAGCGAGGGUGCAGCACUACUUCGCCCAGGGACAGCAGGUUCUGGCCGAGCAGCAGAAUGCGGCGGCGGCCCAAGCGGCAAAGUCCGGGGAAAGGGACCGGAGUCCCCUGAGGCGCUCGGCGGGGUCCCUGCUGCCCGACCCUGUCAUGAAGCCCUUCAUGUACCAGAGAGCGCCCAAGCAACGCCGGCCGCUGCUCCCCACCCCCGCUGGGCGAGCUGCAGAGGAGGAAGCGGAGGCUGCGGAGGACCCCAUGACUAGAGAGCAGUACCAACAGUAUGCUGAGUACUACCAACAACAGCACCAACAGUACCAGCAGCUCCAGCAGUUACAGUACUAUGCAGAGUAUUACCAGCAGUACCAGCAGUACCAGCAACUCCAACAGUACCAGCAACUACAACAGCUCCAGUAUGCCUACCCACCUCCCAACCACCACGCCAUCCCUGCCCACGCCAUUGCGGGCCACGCCCACCACCACGGCCAGCCCGGUCACGUCACGGCGCUGGACGCCGCCCUCAGGCCAGUGGUGCCCGCCUCCGCUAUGGUGGCAGUGCCCAGAGUGUAUGAGUCGCCGCUGCCGCCGCCACCGAACCGCAAGGAGGCCGUCCUCCGCCGAGCCCCCGAAAUCUCCCUUCACACGCCUGAGCCCCCCUUCCGAUAGUCCACACCUCCCUCGCACACACCUCCUCUGCCCCCCCACCCCACCGCACACAACCCGUAUACCACCCUCGUACCCUUCCUUUCUCUCAGCGGCUGUGUGUAUCUGUGUGUGGGGGUAUAUAUAUCUGUGUGUAGGGGUAUAUAUAUCUGUGUGUGUGUGUCUCUGGAUGUGUAUCUGUGUGAGAAUUAGUGUUUUGUGUGUGGAGUUGGUUUGGUAUUAGUUUUUACUGUAGUCAAUGGAUAAACACCCAAGCAUCUAAACCCCAACCGUGGUCCUGAUACCACACACACAGUGCAGUGAAAGAGGGGGAAGUUGCUCUUAUCCGCCACAUACCGUUGGCUUUUUUUGGUAGGGAUUUCUAUUGCUUUUUAAAGUGUAAGAAAUAGACUGAGGACCGUCAUACAUUUUCAUUGCCUUCAAGAGUGAUUUGCAGUGUAAAGGCCAAAAUAUGAUGGUUCUCGAGGAUUCAACGAAUUAGCUAAUCUCUCCACUAGUUCAACAGAAAUAUUUCUAGCUUUUAUUUUAACUAUAUGAAUGUAUUGAAACUGCACUGUGGUUUGUUGUGAAGGUCCAGGGUUGGAGGGGUCUGUGUGUCUUGCAUGCGCCGGGACUGGUGUGAGAGAGAGAGAUGUUGGCUUUCUGUUUCAAUGUAAUUCACACUGUCCGGCUCCCUCACUAGCGCAACCCUGGGGGUAUCGAGGGCACAGACCACAGCCACACUAGUAUUUAAGAACUACACUCUACCUACCCAGCCUCAUCCCUCCGUCGCCCCGCUGCAACCAGAACCCUGAAAGACACUGCUGCAUUUCUGCCCUCCUUUUACUCUAUCUAUACCUUAGCCUGGUUAAACCAGAUUGAAUGCUGUGCUCACCACUGAAACAAUGGAGGAUUCAACAUUGUCAGGUUUCACCAGGCUAUCUAUACAAUGAGAUAGGAUUGAGAUUAGCUGGUUAGAAUAUGAAUUGUGUGCUUUCUAUCCAUCCAGUUAUAUCAAUUGGUGUCAGUUGCAAGGUUGGGAUCCAUUCCAUUUGAAUUCAAUUCAGUCAAUUUACCUUCUGAAAUAGAAUGGACCCCAACCCUGGUCAGGAGUUUGGAGAAGAACGCCACAUUUUAGUGACAAAGAUGAUGUACUAUACUAAUAGUGUCUUGCUGCAUCAGUGUAUUUUGAGGCCUUUUGAAGUAUGUUUAAGUUUUUUUGUAAGUGGUUGUGCGGUCGACGAGUACAUUCUAACCCCUCAGAUCAUUUAUGUACGAGCUGUUUGAUGGAUUUAUAAGCAAGUCAACUUUUUAGACUUUUUAGCUAGAGAACCGUGAGUUUCGAUGAGCUUAACGUUGUGCCUAAGCGUUGCGUGAAGUGCAUUUAGUGGAGGGAAUAACUCCUUUUUUUGAAGUGCUUUUUUUCUAAUGGCAGUCUUCUAAUUUUUUAAAAUCUGAGGUGGAGGGUAAAGGGUUAUUAAGAUAAUGUGACGUGAUCAUUUUUUUUUUUUUUUGUGGUGCGGUGACGUUCGCACCAAUGGCAUGAUGACAGAUGGAGCAGUAUCUUUCAGUGGCCCGCCCCCGACGUGUCCUUGCGCCCCAUUGUAAGACCACUCACUACCCCCGUACCCCACUGUCCUUUCUCCUUGUGGUUGUAGUUAUAUAGCUUUUUAUAUUGCAUAUUCUCUCUCCGUCUCUCAUAUACACACACACACACACACACGGUUGCAUCUCCUGUGAAAUCUCGAUAGUCACAAAAAAAAUAUUUUUUAGUCUUAUUGCUUGCCUUGUGUCUGACCAUAUUUUUUAUUUUGCCUUUUUCAAAAAAAAACAAAUAAACAAUUAAACCGG
This is a messenger RNA of Salvelinus namaycush (lake trout), 3714 nucleotides long. Its product is annotated as RNA-binding protein 14-like. Gene Ontology annotation, cellular component: cytosol. The record is from RefSeq and is a predicted model, not a curated record. The coding region runs from base 49 to 1887 and encodes 612 amino acids. Lineage: Eukaryota; Metazoa; Chordata; Actinopteri; Salmoniformes; Salmonidae. Gene Ontology annotation, molecular function: zinc ion binding; mRNA binding. The transcript is spliced from 7 exons.